Molecule: messenger RNA, 1269 nt
Organism: Phytophthora sojae
Lineage: Eukaryota; Oomycota; Peronosporomycetes; Peronosporales; Peronosporaceae
Exons: 12
Coding region: 1-1269 (422 amino acids)
Source: RefSeq, a predicted model, not a curated record
AUGAUGGCGCGGCGGCUGAAGCUGGCGAUGACUGGCCGCUUCUUUGCCCGCGCAUCGUGCCCAGCGUGGCACUCGGCCUCGAUCGACGGCACUUGGCGCGUGGAGAGGGCCCCCGGCCAGCAGCACCGAGAGCAAGACGAGCGUCGGCAGCGAGAUGGACAAGUGCUCGACCUCGGGCGGGUGAUGGCGCUCGAGUGGCUCGACCUUGGGCGGGGUGAUGGCCGCCGAGGCCAGCAGCACCAGGAGCAGGGCGACGACGCGGGCGAGGGCGGCAACCAGCACCAGGACCACGGCGGCGACGGCGACAGUGGCUCGACCUUGGGCGGGGUGAUGGCCGCCGAGGCCAGCAGCAUCAGUAGCAGGGCGACGACGCGGGCGAGGGCGGCAACGUGGGCGAGCGCUCGACCUCGGGCGGGUGAUGGCGCUCGAGGUCAGCAGCACCAGGACCACGGCGGCGACGGCGACAGUGGCUCGACCUUGGGCGGGGUGAUGGCCGCCGAGGCCAGCAGCAUCAGUCAGCAGCACCAGGAGCAGGGCGGCGACUGCGACAGUGGCUGGGCCUCGGGCGGGGUGAUGGCCGCCGAGGCCAGCAGCAUCAGUCAGCAGCACCAGGAACACGGCGGCGACUGCGACAGUGGCUGGGCCUCGGGCGGGGUGAUGGCCGCCGAGGCCAGCAGCAUCAGUCAGCAGCACCAGGAGCAGGGCGGCGACUGCGACAGUGGCUGGGCCUCGGGCGGGGUGAUGGCCGCCGAGGCCAGCAGCAUCAGUCAGCAGCACCAGGAACACGGCGGCGACUGCGACAGUGGCUGGGCCUCGGGCGGGGUGAUGGCCGCCGAGGCCAGCAGCAUCAGUCAGCAGCACCAGGAGCAGGGCGGCGACUGCGACAGUGGCUGGGCCUCGGGCGGGGUGAUGGCCGCCGAGGCCAGCAGCAUCAGUCAGCAGCACCAGGAGCAGGGCGGCGACUGCGACAGUGGCUGGGCCUCGGGCGGGGUGAUGGCCGCCGAGGCCAGCAGCAUCAGUCAGCAGCACCAGGAACACGGCGGCGACUGCGACAGUGGCUGGGCCUCGGGCGGGGUGAUGGCCGCCGAGGCCAGCAGCAUCAGUCAGCAGCACCAAGAGCAGGGCGACGACGCGGGCGAGGGCGGCAACGUGGACAAGCGCUCGACCUUGGGCGGGGUGAUGGCGCUCGAGGUCAGCAGCACCAAGAGCAGGGCGACGACGCGGGCGAGGGCGGCAACGUGGGCGAGCGCUCGACCUCGGGCGGGGUGA